GUCAUUUGCCCGCGAAACCCGAGGCUAUAUAAACAUGUCGUCAAACUUUGUAAGUUGAUUUUAUAAAAUCAGUUUGUUCUCACAACGUUAAAAACACCUAACCGUAUCUAUUUGAACUAACUGAAGUAUAUCCUUGUUUUUUUCUUUCGAAAGGAGGGCAUUAAAGGCUACAAAUUCACAAAUUGGUCAAAGACAUUCAAGUGCGAGCCUGAGCUGUACUUUGAACCUACGAACCACGACGAAAUUCGCAAGGUAAUUUGAGAUUUUUACGUGUUUUUUUUUAUUUCCUGCUGUGGAAGGUAGCGAUUUAAAUGGUGAACGAAUUUGGAGAAGUUAAAUAUAAUUCAAGGAAUGGUUUUAGCGUUUUUGUUUAAAAUUUACUAGCAAGAAUGUGUAUUUUCCUCGACGUGGAAAACCUCGUGCAUUGUUGCGUAACAAAUUAGUAACAGUACAAAACUAAAAAAUGUACCAGUCAGUGUGUUAUACAAAUUUUUACGUUAUACAACAGUAUAUAGAACUAUUCUGAAGUUUAAAGGUUUUGAAGUGUGUAUGUAGAUGAUAAGUUUCCCUGUUAGGGAGGUCGAGGGCAUGCUCUCCUGGGAAAUUCCGAAAUCUGAGACCUCCCAGAGCCCUGGAAAUGCAAGACGACUCUUAAUCUAAUAUUACCUGUCAUUUGUUUAAUCCAACCAGAAAUAGAUUGAAUACUUGGCUAUAUAAGUUAAAAAUAUACUGUUAACUAAUCUGAAAGAUUUCAGUAUUCUUAGUUUAUAAAAAUUGCAUAUGUACCGGUAUGGAAAAUUAUUGGGGGGGGAGCUAAAGCACCCCAGCCCCCCUGCUCUGAGGUCCCUGAGUUAUAUAUAGUCUUUGUGAAAUACAACGUUGAAAAGCUCGCUUUAUUUUAGAUUCUUCACGAAGCCGCAAAACGGAACAAAAAAGUUAAAGUCAUUGGAGAGGGUUGUUCACCCUCAGAUAUUCAAUGUACUCCAGAUUAUAUGAUCUCUUUACGAAAGUUGAACAAAGUUCUUAAUGUAAGUAUCUCGUGAAUAUUAUCAUCACCAUCAUUGCCACCACCUAUAUCCCACUACCAUCAUCACCACUGUUAUCAUGAUGACAUGAUCAUUAACAUCAUCACCAUUAUCAUCACCAUCAUCAUCACCAUCAACACCUAUCCCACUACCAUCAUCACCACUGUUCUUAUCAUUAUCAUCAUCACCAUUAUCAUCACCAUCAUUAUCACCAUCAUUAUCACCAUCAUUAUCACCAUCAUCAAUACCACCAUCAUCACCAUCAUCCACACCACCUAUCCCCACUACCAUCAUCACCACUGUUAUCAUGAUGACAUGAUCAUCAUCAUCACCAUUACAUACAUUCCAACCACUGGAGGUAAAAUUUAGGGAGACUGUUCAGUGAAUUGAAAUCUAGUUCUUCUGGGAAAAAAUAAUAAAAAUUAAGUCUUCCGAAAUGUAGCCUGCGCGCAGACUAUAUAAUGACAUAUAUAGUCUGCGAAUCUGUGGCAUGAAGCUUGUAUGGUCACGUGAAUUUCCCAAGAAAAGUUGGGACGAAUUGUGAUUGGUUGAACUAUAAUUAUAAUGCAGAAUUAAUGUUAAUUCAUCAGACAUUGCGUUCGCAACGCGCGUUGAGCUGUUCAAAAUUGACCGUUUCCAGGGUCAAAUGACAAUGUUUAUAUUACAGUUGUAUUUAUAGAAGUGUGGCGGAUAAACAAGAAAGGCCGUUGUAGAAGAAAUCAAUAAUAUUACAUCUUCUGUUUGGUGAAAUGGGCUUUCCGUUUUGAAAACAACGGCCUUUUUUGUUUAAUCGCCACACUUCUAUAAAUACAACUGUAAUAAACAUUGUCAUUUGAGUCAUUUGACCUUGGAAACCGUCAAUUUUGAACAGCUAACGCGCGUUGCGAACGCAAUGUCCGAUGAAUUAACACUAAUUCUGCAUAAUUAUAGUUCAACCAAUCACAAUUCGUCCCAACUUUUCUUGGGAAAUUCACGUGACCAUACAAGCUUCAUGCCACGGAUUCGCAGACUAUAUAUGUCAUUAUAUAGUCUGCGCGCAGGCUAUCCGAAAUGGCGUUUCCUGCAUUUUGGGACUAUGUUAUUAUAUAUGAUCCUAUAAAUUGCCAUAAAGCAACUUCAAAAAAGGUCAAGACAGACUAUUAUGUUGCUAAAAACAGUAUAUUUAUAAUUUUUUAUGAUAUUUCCUGAAUAUUCUGAAAAAUCGGGAGAAUUUGAUAAAAAUCGGGAGACCGGGAGAUUGCAUGAAUUUUCGGGAGACUCCCGGUAAAAUCGGGAGAGUUGGAAUGUCUGUCAAUACUAUUUAUAUUUUGUCAGCCAUGUUGUUGUCAUGCGUGUUGUCUCGCGUGGUCUACGCGAAUAAUAUUCCACCCCUUGUUCCGGCCGGGGAACAUGGGGUGGAACAUUGUCAAAAGGAACGCAGGCUCGCUAAUUGAUGACGUAAGGCGUGAUAUCGCAAUUAAUUUCAUGCCCACGUUGCACGAACUAAGCUUCCUGAUUGGACAGUUUGAAUCUGAGGUAUAAUAUUACGGCAUAAUUAAUAAUAUAGUUGAUGAUUAUUUGUACAUGCGAAAUGUUGAGCAGGGGCUGAUUGUAUAAAACUCUUAAUCACCCUUUUAAUCACUAUUUCGUAGUUAAAUAGUGAUUAACUCUCAAAUACGUGCUUCUUAUUGGAUGACGUUUCCACUAACUAUAGUUAACUUUAAUCACUUUUUUAUACAACCGGCCCCAGAAGAUUAAUCAAUCAUAUAAAAUUUUAGACCUAACCACAGAGUAGAGACAUACAGAGACGUAACUAACCGUCGUAAACACUGCGGAAGAUUACGUUAUCGUGUACCCACUUUUUUCAGGCGACCGGGCGAAAAAUGAUCAACUGCGCCUGCUCAGCAAGUGUAAAAUGAACUAAACUAAACUUAGCUAUGUAAAUUAGUUUUUAAGCAGUGUUUAUUCCAACUUGCAGACAAAUAAAACUGGAAGACCAGAUAAUGAAGAUGGAGAACAAAUAUCAACAGGUAUUCAUUUUAAUAUAUUUUGAUUAUUAUAAUUAAUGAAUUUAUAUAUAAUUAAUAUAUUUGAACAAUUAUGUCGAUUUGUUGAGCAUCACUUCUCGACACUGACUUUGAUUAAUACAGCUUGGACUAAUCUAAUCAUUGUAUUAAAAGCGGUACCCGUCUCCCUAGCAAUUAAAUGUCCCUACAGUAACUCGAAUCGGGCAAACUAAAUCCUUUUCAGGCUGUCAGGUACAAAAACAAUGAUCUUAUAUUUAGGACAACAACAUUCCAAUGACACGUGCACAGCAUUGCGACAGAAAAACAGCAGUCUUCCUAGUGGGUCAUACUUUAUAUAUCCAGGAGACGUCGCUUUGUCGCCAUUUCAAGUCCAUUGUGACAUGGAAUCGAAGAAUGGCAUCGGAGUGAUUGUGAUUGGACACGAUAGCGAAUCAAGAACGAAAGUUGACAACUAUGAAGAUGCCGGAUCUUACAGCAGAAAAAUUCGAUAUAAUACCACAAUGCAACAGAUUGUUGCCGUCAUCAAUCAAUCCAAAAUUUGCGAGCAGUUUAUCAUGUACGAAUGCUGGAACAGUCUCCUUUUAUACGAUUCCGUGGGAUAUUGGAUUUCACGGCAAGGCAAAAGAAUGAAUUACUGGGGUGGGGCCGCAGUGGACAGUGGGAAAUGUGCCUGUGGAAUGAACCGUACGUGUGUUGGGGGUGGAAACUGUAAUUGUGAUGCGAAUGACGAACGUCUCCGGGAAGAUAGCGGAUUCCUGACUGACAAGAAUACACUACCUGUUGCUGAACUGAGGUUCGGGGAUACUGGCGGAAAUAAUGAGUAUGGAUAUCACACUCUUGGCAAGUUACUCUGUUGGGGAUAAAUGAUUAUAAUUAAUAUCAUGGCAUUCAGGGCGAUUAGUGAUUAAAUGUACCCGAAAGCCGAGAGAGGUUUAGUAACUACUAAACUAAACCUCUCGAGGCUUGAGGGACAUUUCAUCACUAAUCGACCGUAAUUCCAUGCUAUUACUUUGUAAUAUCAUAGUUGCCGAGAGAAUAGGACGGUUUUUACUUGAUUGAGUAAGUUAAAAGAAUAUUAAGCGGGUUUGUUGAUUGUUAUUAUUGAACAGUUUAGUGGUGCAUAGCGCCCAAAAAUUGUCGGAUAGUUCGAAUGAUACGACUGUGAGAAAUGAUUCUAUAAAUAUAAGCGAAGAGGAUAGUGUAUUGGUAAAUGCAUGUAUAGAUUACGAAAGGAGCCAGUCACAUAUCGAUAUCGGAGGCAUUUUGCAAGGAGGAACUGUUCAGACAGUGAACAUUAAUAUUGUGAAUGAAUGA
This is a messenger RNA of Paramuricea clavata, 4345 nucleotides long. NCBI's taxonomy places the organism in Eukaryota, Metazoa, Cnidaria, Anthozoa, Malacalcyonacea, Plexauridae. The record is from the annotation of a GenBank genome assembly.